AUGCCAGAUGGUAAUGAUCAUACCACACACAAAACAAGCACGCAUUCUUUCCAAGGAAGAAAGAACAAGCUUUCCGUAUGGAUGAAGAAGAUAAUACAACCGACGAAGGACACAACUACAUCCAAUAAUGCAUCCAAGAUAAAGACCUCGAGAUCAACUGCACCAAGCCACAUGAUACCCUAUGCCAAUGACAGGAAUGCCUCCUCCUCGCCAACUCUCACAAAUACAAAUACAAACAUAACGCAUCGGAUCGAACAACAAUCCACAAGUAAAAACGUAAAGACUAAAUCCAAGAGCAGGAGAUCAAAAGCAAAAACGUAUGCUCCCUUAACGGAAGCAUCCAGUGAUUCAGAUACAGCCACCAUCAAUUCAUCGCUACGACCUUUGUACCCGAUGGACAACCAUCAUAAUUUUCCCAAAGUGAGAACACCAUCAGCCACAAAUAUCAUCGAUGAGAAUUUAUCAAUGAAAGUUUUAUGGAGUAAGGAACCCGAGAGGAUAAAAUCAGAUCCUGAAUUGGAUAAUUCAAGUGUAUCACCACUGUUCUCGUUUUGUUCUACGGCAUCCAUCAAGUCUUCCACCUUCUCAUCGGAUAUUUAUUCUUUGCAAUCAACAAGACCCACUGUCAUGUCUGUGCGAACUAUGGAGACUAAUUCUAGUACUGUGCCAAUCCCAUCGGCAAGUAUCUUGGAGAGAGCAAGACCAUCCACGAAUUCAACGGCAACUACAACAACUCCAUCAUCAAUGAGCAAUUCAAUAAGGAAUACAACGACCGCCACGAACAAUAACAAUAACGCAUCCUUACACACAUGUGACAGUGUAUCGACCAAAAAUUCAUUGAUCACUUUAAAAUCAUAG
Naumovozyma castellii is the source of this 858-nucleotide messenger RNA. RefSeq lists its product as uncharacterized. The record is from RefSeq and is a predicted model, not a curated record. Bases 1 to 858 code for a protein of 285 amino acids. NCBI's taxonomy places the organism in Eukaryota, Fungi, Ascomycota, Saccharomycetes, Saccharomycetales, Saccharomycetaceae. The transcript has a single exon.